Messenger RNA from Epinephelus fuscoguttatus (brown-marbled grouper), 5622 nucleotides. RefSeq names its product syntrophin, beta 2 (gene sntb2). Gene Ontology annotation, molecular function: structural molecule activity; protein binding. Gene Ontology annotation, cellular component: synapse; intracellular anatomical structure; dystrophin-associated glycoprotein complex. NCBI's taxonomy places the organism in Eukaryota, Metazoa, Chordata, Actinopteri, Perciformes, Serranidae. The transcript is spliced from 7 exons. The record is from RefSeq and is a predicted model, not a curated record. Bases 262 to 2040 code for a protein of 592 amino acids.
AGCUUUAGAGCUUGAACUCAACAACAAGCCCUCUCAGGCUGGCCCAUCACAGCCAGUUGUUCUUUUCUUUUUUCUCUCCCUCCUUUUUUUGGGAGUCCUGUUUUUUCUCGCCCUGUGCCUGCAGUCCUAGUGUGAGUGGGUGUGUCGAUGCGGGCCAGUGUAGCCUAGUCGCAGCUUGUGCGCACUCUGAAAAAGAGGAAAAAGUUGAUGAUGAGUUUAGUGUGAAAGCGGCCCGCCUCGGAGCAGGCUAACCGUACAGGAAUGGCAGUUUGGACCAGAGCGGAUAAAAACGGUCAACUGGACCUUCUGCUCCGCGACCGCUGGAUCCGAGUGGCCGCCGAACUCACCCGAGAAACGCUGACUUUAACGGCCGAAGCGGAGGCAACCGGACAGGGGGGCAAUCACUGGGACUACAACAACUCUUCGGCGGGCCUGCGAAAUGGCAUGUCGAACGGAAACGACCCGGGAGCGAGUCCGGGGAACCCUGGCCGCGGUCCGUCCUCGGGUCAAGACCAACUCCAGAACCACGGGGGCAGGGGGCGCAGCAGCAGCCCGGGGCGCGGGGGUGUCAGCCGGGGUCAAUAUGACGGCAACUACGGUUUAAGCAGCCCUGGAAAGUACCCGAAUAACGGCACAAACUCUGACUUUGGAAGCCCCGGAUCCAGCUACGGCAGUCCCGGGUCCAGCUUCGGGUCAAGGCAAGGCGACGUCCCCGUCAGUCUGGACGGUUCCUCUGAGGCUGUGCGGAAGGUCCGAGUUGUCAAACAGGAGUCUGGCGGGCUGGGGAUCAGUAUCAAGGGGGGGCGCGAGAACCGGAUGCCCAUCCUCAUCUCCAAGAUCUUCCCGGGGCUCGCUGCCGACCAGAGCCGGGCUCUCCGGGUGGGCGACGCGAUCCUGUCGGUGAAUGGGAACGACCUCCGGGAGGCGACACACGACCUGGCGGUCCAGGCGCUUAAGAAGGCGGGGAAAGAAGUAACGUUGGAGGUGAAGUACAUCCGCGAGGUUUCUCCGCUCUUCAAGAAGCCGUCCCUAGUGGCCGACCUACCGUGGGACGGCGUCCGCCCACAGUCGCCCAGCUACAGUGGCAGCGAGGACUCUGGGUCGCCCAAACACAGCAGCUCCUCAUCCUCCAAAGACAGAAAAGUGAUAAGCCUGAAGAUGUGCUACAUCAGCAGGAACCUCACCAUGCCAGAUCUGGAGAACAGACUUCUUGAGCUCCAUUCCCCAGAUGGCCAACACACAGUGGUGCUGCGCUGUAAGGACGGCCCCACUGCCAACUCCUGGUUCACUGCCGUCCACACCAACAUUGCCGCCCUGCUGCCUCACACCCUGGCUCACAUCAACGCUUACCUAGGGGCCUCGUCUUCGUCCUCCACGCACCCCCAUCUCAAACACAUUGGCUGGUUGGCCGAACAGGUCCAGCUGGAAGGUGGACGGCAGCAGUACAAGCCAGUGGUCAUGGCACUGACCGAGAAGGACAUCCUGCUAUUUGAAUCAGUGCCGUGGAGCAGAGAGUCCUGGUCCAUGCCUCUGCUCACACACCCGCUGCUAGCCACAAGACUGGUUCAUUCCGGCAGCGCCCGGGGUUCUCCCGCCCAGGGUUCAGACCUGGUGUUCGCCACUCGGACGGGCACAGGGCGGGGCAUCGAGUCCCACAUCUUCCGAGUGGAGACCCACUGGGAUCUGUCUUCAUGGACGCGAGCCCUCGUGCAGGGGGCACAUGCUGCCGCUGAGCUCAUUAAAGAGGUCUCCAUUGGUUGCACGUUGAACAGACAGGAUGUUCGACUGACGCUGCACUAUGAGAAGGGCUUCACUGUGACGAGGGAGCCGGCAGAUCCAGCCGGGGGUGCUGUGCUGUUCAGAUACCCCUACGAGAAGCUCAAAAUGUCCGCCGAUGACGGAAUACGCAACCUCUACCUUGACUUUGGGGGUCCAGAGGGAGAAAUGGUAUUUGACCUCCACUCCGGUCCAAAGCCAGUGGUGUUUGUCCUCCACUCCUUCCUGUCAGCCAAGCUCACUCGUAUGGGCCUCCUGACGUGAAACAACCAACAGCAGCAGUGUGGACCAGAGGACGUGCCCAGGCACAGCGAGGAGGGGGGAGACGCUCCCAAAAUGCUGAUACCGGGGGUUGAUUCUUUAUUUUAAUUUUUUUUUCCAAUUCCUCCAUUCACAGCUGAAGCUGCAGGGAAGAUUUAACCCACGAGUUGUAUUGUCGAUUGUCUAGAAAUCGUGCCUUCUCUUCCAAACUUUUCCUUGCAGUUAUUUGAAUUGCGAGGUCAGGUAAAAAGAAGUGGCACUUUGCUUGAAGUCAUAAGGUGUGAUGAGACAGUCACAACGUGCAAAAAAUAGCUAUUAACAAUCUCAUAACAUUCCAUGUGAUAAUGUAUUAAAUUUAAUUAUCUGAUAUGUUAAAAAAAAAUAAAAAAGUUAAGAUGCUGUGAUGUGCUUAUGAGUUUCCAUUACCAGUGCACUUCAAGCAAAGUGUUGCUAAAAUAUAUUAUGGAAAGGAAGGAUUUUUAGACAACUAAUACACAGCCAAGCACAGACUGGUAAAUGCUCCCUGUUUUUACUCUAUGCCUAUCAUUCCGUGACAGCCUUCCAAUGUACUUUGGGCUAUUUUUAAUGUAUUUGUUUGUGUCUGUGUAGACGUGUGAGUGAAUGACGCUGUUUUAGAGUCAGAGUGCAGUUAACUAAACAGAGAUUAUGUGAAUGAAGAAAGGUCUGUGUGUGUGUGUGUGUGUGUGUGUGUGUGUGUGUGUCUAUACUACACGCUUCUGUUGGCUUGAUAGUGUGCCUGCUGUCUGACAGACCCACCUUUUAGCACAUUAUCCCAAACUACUGUUGUAAUCAGGAUUGCCAACUGUGCCUUUUUACAUGUAGUCAGAGACACUCUUUGUAAUGUUUCCUUUUUUUAAAUUUCACACAAUAAGAGAAUUUCAAGCUUUCAACAUGUGCAAGCAAUAGUAUUACUCUUAUAGUGUAAACCAUGUUACUUUGUUUUUAUGGCGUUUGUUUUUUUAAGUGUAUACUCAAUGAUAGCAUGACUUCCUGACAUUGACCUCUGUAUCAGACGAUGAUAUACAACAUGUGUUACCUCCCCUUCUUUACCUACACUACCACGUUGUCUCCGUCUCACUGUCGCCAUCAUCUCAUUCCACUUUCCUUGAGAUUACUGGUCUCUUGUUACCAUUCCUACAGCAGCGUUUCUCUGGCUAAGGACUGUUUCACAGGCUCAUGUCAAGGUGGGCCACCACAUGACAGAAGUACCAUUGUAUUUUCGUAAUCCGAACUACAGUGGUCAAACACAUCUCACCUCCUCUGAACCCCUGCAGAAGGGAAGUUACUGUACACUUUAUGUCCUUUAGCUUAUUGUGGUCCUUUCCUUCCGUUUUUGUCUCAAGUUCAAGAAAAUGAUCUUAACUCCAGGUCAAUGACUGGCUUUCUUUUUGGAGCUCUCAGUUACAUAUAAUGGUCUCACUUGUCAUAUAGAUGACUCAGCUGUAAUUACGUGACCGAAGCCUAGAACUUAAAGGUUGUGCGUAUGGCAUGCAGAUCACUAAUAUAGCAGCAAACCACUAUUUACUAUGUAAAGAUAUAGUGGAGUAAAGACAUUGUGAGCAGAGAACAAAGUUAUGCUCCCUCUGUGUGUGGUGUUAUCUGAGCUUCUCUGUGGUUUGUUGUGGUAAGCUGGCCCGUGCAUGUGUGUGUCCCACUGUAUAGCUCAUCGCCAUCACUUUGCACUGCGUUCAUAGGGCGGUUACUGCUGAUAUCAGGAGUUAGUUAGCAGCCACCUCCCAGUUCCCCCUGGUUAACACUGUUAGCUCUGUCAGCACUGUUGCUGUUAUUUAGCACUGUUUACAGAGUUAGCAUCAUUAGCUGCUAGCCACUGGCUCAGCCACCUCCAUUUUGGGAACCAUGUCCAGACAGUUCAUACGCUCUGAAUUUAGCAUGGAGUUCCUUUAACUCACGUUGUAGUAGAUUGGGGGAGAUGGUCUCUGCUAUCACACGUGAAUGACUCCUUGACCUUUCUCCAGCCGUCCACUAACAUUGAUGAGAUUUUGCCCAUUUCCUAUUCAGUGCUUUUGGUCUGGACUAGUUUUUAUCAAACGUCUUAGAUCAUUAUUAUUAUUAUUUACACUAACAACAGAGCCAACUGAGGUCAAGUGUGAGGUCACUUGACAACAAGUGAGCAAACUCCAUCCACUGAUGAAGACCGUGAGGUGCAGUUAAAAGCUCUGGAAAAAAGUUAGUAAAUGGACCUAGAGUUAAGGUUAUUUGUUAAACUACCGUUUCCAAGCUCAAGAAUAAACAUUUACGCUCUUAUGAAACUUUAUUUUUAAAGUUUCUACCAAUAGUAAAUGCCACAAAACAGACAUUUAUUUAUCUAUAUUACGUACCACUUAUGGUACAGUACCCCUAUAUUAGUUCAUUUUUUAAAUUGUUACUAAAAUUGAGGUGGGUUGAAGUUAUCUAACUAAACUCAAUACAAUCUUCUCUUCAGUUCUUCUGUUCAGUCCGGUGCCUGUGUUAUGUUUGUGUAUUUGCAGAUCCAUUUUAUAUUAACAAAACAGAUUUUUGGGUUUACAAAUCUUUUUUUGUAUUUUGUAUGUAUGAAUUACACAUUAACACAGAUUGUUGAUCUGAACUGAACACAAAUAAUACCGAGGCAAAUCUAUUUCCAUAUUGUGUUAAGACCUUAUCGUUUAUAAAUUCAGCAUGACUGUAAUUAACAUUUUCAUAACUCUCUGCUGGAUCAUGGUACAAGUUGCUAAAGCAGCCCUUCCCUUCAGUAGAGCCUCUGUGUUCUUUUGGGUUUCAAACAAUGUCCCAUUGUGUCCACUGACCGUGCAACAUAGGAGAACAAGAUAUCCCCUCUGUCCUUGGAUAAGGAACACAGUCACCACUCUGAAUGACCUUUAUUCUAUUUUGGAUGCUGAUGUCCUUGUGAUGGUUUAAACAACUUUUUGGGGGGCUUUUUUAUGUAAGCUAACUAGUUGUUGUAGCUUAUAGUUCUUUUUCAAGCUAUAGUCAGUAGGUGAGGCAGACUUUACUUCCCCUAAACUAUUAUCUGCAUGUGGGAGGUUUGAGUUAUUAACCACACUUUUAAUUUUAUGUCAAUCGUGUUCCUCUAACUCACUGCACAGAUCUGAUUGUCUUAAGUUGGUCAACCUUCAACGAGCUACAGGCCGUCCCUCUUCGAGCUUGAUGCACUAACCUAACAAACCCCUUUAAAUCUGUGAAUGUACACCUCCCCUCCUCUUCCAGGUGAUUAUUUUUCAUCCUUUUCUCUAUAUGUUCUGAAAUCGUGGCUAUCCUGUCUAUGCAAAGCAAUGCUUCAAAGAAGGGGUUUUUGAAACCAAAGGUAAUAUCUGUGGCAGCUUGCGUCCAACACAAUCAUUGAACUGAAAAGUCACAACAGGAUAAAGUGCUGCUGCAACAACCUGUCAUAUGCAAAGUAUUUUAGACUUCCUUCCAAGAUACAGUAUACAAUGUAUGAUAGCAAUGUAAUAAUCCCAAAUGUAAAUACCUACCAAUAAAACCGUUACAAAUUACAUAGAUUGAUGUGUUGUUUGUUGUGGAAAUUUACAUGUAGGCUGUAAUAAAGACCAUAUUCUAAUUUCA